Molecule: messenger RNA, 2005 nt
Organism: Nicotiana attenuata
Lineage: Eukaryota; Viridiplantae; Streptophyta; Magnoliopsida; Solanales; Solanaceae
Product: DNA repair protein RAD51 homolog 4-like
Exons: 7
Coding region: 102-587 (161 amino acids)
Biological process (GO): telomere maintenance; reciprocal meiotic recombination; DNA strand invasion
Cellular component (GO): replication fork; Rad51B-Rad51C-Rad51D-XRCC2 complex; centrosome
Molecular function (GO): four-way junction DNA binding; single-stranded DNA binding; ATP-dependent activity, acting on DNA
Source: RefSeq, a predicted model, not a curated record
UUCCCUCCAUCUUCAUAAUAAUAACCCGCCAAAGAUUGAAAUUGCGUAUCACUAUUGUUAGUUUGGGGAAUUGGAAUUGGGAAGAGAAAAAUUCAAAACAGAUGCCAUUAUUGAGCUCAAUGGAGUGCGAUUACCCAUUAAUCGACUCCAAUUUCCGCGACUUCUGUGCUUCUCACGUCAUUUAUUCAGUUGAAGAUUUUCUUCUACGUGAUCUUUACGUAUUAGUGAUUUCAACCGAACAUUAUCAUAAUUCGGAGAGAUUGAAGGAGGGCAUCACUCAAGUUCUGACUAUCAUUAAUGGUCAGCAUCAACCAUGGGUAAAUGGUCAGGAGUUGUUGGAUGAUGCUUUACAGAAUAAAAGCUCCUUACCUACUGGAUGUAGAAGAAUAGAUGUGUUUCUUCAUGGUGGAUUAAAGAAGGGACAUCUGACUGAGCUAGUUAGCCCGUCAUCCUCCGAUUUGCUUACGAGCUGCUUCAAGAGUUGCAAAAGGCUGGGGCAAAAUCAUUUUCUUGGACUCUGGAAAUUCUUUCUCUUCAAAACGUCUUGCUCAAUUUGUCACUCAGACAUCAGAUCCUUCUGCUUAUGAGGUGGACAAGGCCCUUCAACAAGUAAUGAACAACAUAGUAUGCUUGUCAGUGUUUGACAUUUUUACACUGUUUGAAGUGCUUCAUCAGCUAAAGAACAAUCUCAUAUCUCAGGUAGAUCAGCAUAUACGGAUGAUUAUCAUUGACUCAAUAUCAUCACUCAUUACACCAAUUCUUGGAGGAGGUGGUGCACAAGGUAAUUUUUCACUAAAAGAUGAAAUGAUAACUUUAUGGUAGUAAUUUUUAGUUAUCCUUUUUACUAGUAUUUACUUUCUUAAGCAAUUUGAGAUUUAAGUUGUAGUUUCUUUAUUUUAAGAAAUAUUUGUUUUGUUUUCUUUAAUGUAGUUCAUUGGUUGACGAAACUACAAAUUCUAAUUGGUUUAGAUUUAGUUGUUUUUUUUUCCUCUAGUAUUUAUAUUCCAGCUAGUUUGGGAUUGAAACCUAGUUGUUGAUAUAUGCUCUCAGACAUAAUGCAACAUUUGUGAGUUCUCCUACAAUUUUUUUCACCGAUUUGUUGUUUCUGCUAUCUACUAUCCUAGUGCAAACUUGUUUCUAGGUAUCUGAUGGACAAUUGCUUAUGAAAAAGAUGUUAAAUGGGAAUAAAGUAGUAAACGUGCAAAUUCCUACACUGAUAUUAAUCUUGCUUUUCUGAAUUUCAUUUUUUCCAAAUAAAUUUAAUUUUAUCCUGAGUUUCUUCUUCCGUCUAUAGGCAGAUGAUUAGGUUUUCCCCUGCGGUAUCAUGUCCACAGAUUUGUCAAUUUACUUUUGUUGAAUGAGGGAACAAAAAUAGUGGAGAAAUGAUAGAAGCUUUGCCUGUGUAAUCUGUUUCAUAUGUGUGAAUUGUUUGUUGAAGUAGAAAACUUAAGUUUAAUUCCGUAUGUCAAAACUACCUGCUUGACUACUGACACCCGAAGUAACAACUAAAGUUUUUGCGUGAAUCAGGACAUGCUUUAAUGGUUUCAGUGGGAUUUUUACUAAAACGAUUAGCACAUGAACAUGAUAUCUGCAUUUUGGUAAGUUUGGCAGUAACAUAGCAUUAGCAUGUUCUCUUUGCUGCAGCGUUGUUCAUUCUCUAUGGGGUAUCAUCUUUUGUCUUCUAAUGCGCUUUUUCAACUGAUGGAAUUGAUUUUCGUUUAACUGGAUCAGUGUAUUAGGCACAUCAGCCAGAAACUUGAACGCGUCAAGUUGUUAUAUACUUGACAUUUGAACCUAUUAAUGGGUUAGAUCUUCUAAAAGGAACUUCGGUUUUGUAUUGAUCCACAGAUUUCAAAUUACAGUCAACAAGUUUAUUCUACUUCCUCUCUUUCAAAAAGAUUGACACUAUUUCCUGAUUAGUCUCUUUAAAAAAGAUUGGCACCUUUUAAUAUUUCCUUAAUAAGAAGCGUGUGUAACCAUGUCAUGGGCGGCUUUCCAGCCAUGC